Messenger RNA from Anoplophora glabripennis (Asian longhorned beetle), 932 nucleotides. RefSeq lists its product as uncharacterized. The transcript is spliced from 3 exons. The coding region runs from base 136 to 783 and encodes 215 amino acids. Gene Ontology annotation, molecular function: protein binding. NCBI's taxonomy places the organism in Eukaryota, Metazoa, Arthropoda, Insecta, Coleoptera, Cerambycidae. Gene Ontology annotation, biological process: signal transduction. The record is from RefSeq and is a predicted model, not a curated record.
UGUAUUGUAUUAGCAUAAAUUUCCCAAUCUCAAAUACGUCCUUUGUUUAUGGUGCUAUCCGUUUUAUGAGCGCUGUAAUAGCUCUGUGGGAGUUGUUUUAGAAACUAAUUAAUUAUUUUAGAAAAUUUGGUAAACAUGUCUUCCCGAUAUGUAGAGAAAAGCGACGAUAUUACAACAGAUGCUCUACCAAGUCCUCCUAGAGACGGAAGUGAAAAUUCUCGAAAAAAUUCAAGUGAUGAUAGUGAUAACAAAGAAAGUCGGUUUGAAGAAAUAAAUACUAAUAAUAGCAGCGCUCACUCUAGGAAAACAAAAAGUCGGGGAUUUACUAAUAUGAAAAGGAGAAAUCCCCCUACAGCGUGCGCUAGUAUAAUAAACAUAAAUAAUUCAAGCGAUAUCCACGUUGGUGCCAAAGUUACAUACAAUCUUAAUAGAUGUGAAAAAACUGAGAAGCCAGAUAUAAUAGAAACUAGUGCUAUAAAAAUUUUAAGGAAUAACCCGAAUCCGUUAACACAAGAAGACUUGUCAUUUGUUGCUACACAUAUAGAUGAGAGGUGGCGAGAUAUUGGACGAGUGUUAAACUUUUCAGAUGGUCAAAUUGAACAGUUUUUCAUCAACAACAACAGUUACGGGAUUAAGGAGGUGAUAUAUCAGUUACUUUUGGAUUGGUACAGAAAUGAGCCAACUAAAGCGACAAUAGGAAACUUGGCAAGUAUUUUGUGGGGUCAAAAUCAAAAAGAUGUGGUAAAGAGAUGGUCUGAAAGGCAACAUAGUUCGAAUAUAUGAAAUUAAAGACUUUCCGGAAGGUGUCGUAACUUCUUUUGGUUUUUUGGACUGAUUGCAAUAAAACGAUCACUAAUAAAAUACACAUUUAUAUUUUUAUAGAAAUUGUUGAAAUAAUUUUUAUGAAUAGAUAUAAAAAUAAUUCAUAUAUA